Messenger RNA from Fulmarus glacialis (Northern fulmar), 929 nucleotides. It is a transcript of the gene SYT9, whose product is annotated as synaptotagmin IX. The record is from RefSeq and is a predicted model, not a curated record. NCBI's taxonomy places the organism in Eukaryota, Metazoa, Chordata, Aves, Procellariiformes, Procellariidae. The transcript is spliced from 2 exons. Gene Ontology annotation, biological process: regulation of dopamine secretion; calcium-ion regulated exocytosis; cellular response to calcium ion. The annotation marks the transcript as partial. Gene Ontology annotation, cellular component: membrane; dense core granule. Gene Ontology annotation, molecular function: SNARE binding; phosphatidylserine binding; clathrin binding.
AUAUCUCAAUAAGCUUGCUCUCCCUAGUUGUCACAGCCUGUGGUCUUGCUCUAUUUGGUGUCUCUCUGUUCGUGUCCUGGAAGCUUUGUUGGAUCCCUUGGCGAGAGCGUGGUCUGCCAUUUGGGAACAAAGACAACAAACAAGAAUCACUGAACUACACAGAUACAGAGACCAAUGACCAUGACUACAGCGAGGAUUAUCUGGGUCAGCCUACAGCCUAUCCAGAGUCCUCCAUGAAGAUCAGCCACACCUCCCCUGAUAUUCCAUUAGAUGCUCAGGCGGGAACGAAGGAGAACUGUGUACACAAUGUGCGAAUGCAUCGUCAGAUCACUGAACCAACCUCUUCUGCUCGGCAUAAUUCAAUCCGAAGACAGCUCAACCUCUCCAACCCUGACUUCAACAUCCAGCAGGUUCAGAAACAGGAGCAACUGACGGGGAUUGGCCGCAUUAAGCCAGAGCUAUAUAAACAAAGAUCAGCGGACACAGAUGAAGGCAGGAGGAGUAAUAGCAAGGCAUGCGGAAAACUGAACUUUAUUCUGAAAUAUGAUUGUGAUUUAGAGCAGCUGAUAGUGAAGAUACACAAGGCCAUCAACCUGCCAGCAAAGGACUUCUCUGGAACGUCAGAUCCAUAUGUGAAGAUAUAUCUGCUUCCUGAUAGGAAAACAAAACACCAGACUAAAGUGCACAGAAAGACCCUAAAUCCAGUAUUUGAUGAAGUUUUUUUAUUUACUGUCCCAUACAAUGAUCUGAACGCAAGGAAACUCCAUUUCUCUGUGUAUGACUUUGACAGAUUCUCCAGGCACGACUUGAUUGGCCAAGUGAUAGUGGAUAAUUUUUUAGAUUUGGCAGAUUUUCCCAGGGAAUGUAAUAUUUGGAAGGAUAUUGAAUAUGUCACCAAUGUAAGUAUCAUAAUUUUUCUUUCUGAGAUU